ACAAAAGCUAAACGAAAAUAAUUACGUUAAAACAAGUACUUUUCUCAACAGGUAUUUUCCCAUAUAAAUAUCAGUAUAUUUUUAACACAUAACUUACGUAGAAAUCAGACGCGACAGUACGUGUAUUUAUAAUAAAUUUGACUAACACCACGGACCAGGCACGCCUUCGGAAAGCGCGGUAAGGAGCGGCUGAGUUUGAAAACAAAACGGCACUUCAGGAAACUGUAAAACAACUGGACAAGGAUGUUACAGAACGAUGCAUUGCAUUAUGUUGACCUGGAGAAGACAGGGGAGACUCUUAUUGACCUUAUUGAGAGCAGUAAAGCUGAAGACGAGAUGAGGGUAACACGGAUGAAACAGCAGGCACUUUUUGACCACCACAUUGAGGCUAAGAAAACAGUCACUGAGCUCUUAAACAGCUUGGUGCAUGCUGAGGAGGUUGUUGGACAGAAGCUUUUGGAUCUGGAGGGUCAGAAGAGCCACAUGAUGCGGGAGCUGGAGAAAGUGGAGCAGCAGGUGCAGCAGAGCUUGGCCAAGAGCCACACUUUGGACUCGGAGAUACAAUUUCUUCAACGAGAGCUGGAGAGACUCAAAGACAGUGAGAAGGAAAUUCAGGCUCUGCAGCAGGAAGUUGAUGAAGACACAACUGAAGUAAUCCCCUCAGCCAUCUAUUUAGCUCAACUCUACUGUAAGGUUACCAGAAUUAAACUAGAGCUGGGUACCGAGCCCAACAUCCUGCGUGGAGUUCAUUAUAGUCAAGAUCUUGCGACUCCCAUCAACAUAGACACAUCGACCCGCUCUCCGUGUGAGGUCAGUGAUGAGCUCUGGAGCCUUGUCAGCACCGACUGGUAGAAUUCUGUUGGGCCAUGCCGGAGUUUAUCUGAAACUUUCCUUAAAUUUUGUCUUGUAUCUUUUUUUUUUUUUUUUAUGUUUUAUAUUUUUAUUAAUAAAUAAGUCAUAUAAACUAUA
This is a messenger RNA of Silurus meridionalis, 969 nucleotides long. It is a transcript of the gene spc24, whose product is annotated as SPC24 component of NDC80 kinetochore complex. The transcript is spliced from 6 exons. The record is from RefSeq and is a predicted model, not a curated record. NCBI's taxonomy places the organism in Eukaryota, Metazoa, Chordata, Actinopteri, Siluriformes, Siluridae. Bases 244 to 852 code for a protein of 202 amino acids.